Molecule: messenger RNA, 639 nt
Organism: Labeo rohita (rohu)
Lineage: Eukaryota; Metazoa; Chordata; Actinopteri; Cypriniformes; Cyprinidae
Product: interferon alpha-inducible protein 27-like protein 2A
Exons: 4
Coding region: 199-501 (100 amino acids)
Biological process (GO): apoptotic signaling pathway
Cellular component (GO): mitochondrion; membrane
Source: RefSeq, a predicted model, not a curated record
AACUGAUGAAUUAGAACAAUAGGAUCGAUCUGUCCUCUUCCAAUGUUUGUCUAAAGUUCCUCUCUGGUUGGUUUCGGUUUCCUUUGUUGAGAAGCAUCCUCCCACUGAGCUAUUAAGAAGAACGACCCGUGCCACAAACUGUACGAGGGCUUCGAGCAUAUCAGAAUAUCCAGUCUGUGUGCUUUAGCAGGAUCCAAGAUGGAUCCCCUUACGCUUUUUGCAUGUGGUGGUGCAGCAGCAGUCGCAACAGUCGUUGCAGCUCCUGCUGUUUUAACAGCGGCCGGUUUCACUGCGGGUGGAAUUGCUGCAGGUUCUUAUGCCGCCUCUAUGAUGUCAGCUGCCGCUGUGGCUAACGGAGGAGGGGUUGCAGCUGGAUCUGUGGUUGCAACUCUUCAAGGCUUAGGUGCUGCUGGAAUCCCUGCAGCAGGUCAAGUCAUCGUGGGUGCUGUGGGAGCUGCUGUGGGUGCCAUUGCCAGCAUGGCUGGCAACUGUACUUUGUAACAAUUUCUGCCACAUUAAUGCAUUUAUCAAAUAUCUUUUGCUAUUUAUCCACUGUAAUCUAACUGAUCAGCUUCACAUUGGAAUAUCUCUAUCAGCAGUUUAGUGUGUGAAAGGUAAGGGUGCUCCUUAUACCAAUAA